UAGCUGCAAGAAUCAUCAACCAAAACAGACACAUCUCCAAGAUAUACCACAGAAACAUACCUCAAUGGUGAAUACUAGCUCAAUCCAGAACAAGACGUUCACAGGAGCCGGAAACUUCGUAAAGCUCCUCCCGACCGGAACAGUUUUCAUGUUCCAAUUCCUUAAUCCUGUCUUCACCAACAGUGGUGAUUGCCACCCCAUCAACAAGUACCUUACCAGCUUCCUCAUAGCCAUUUGUGGCCUUUCUUGCUGUUUUGCUUCUUUCACAGACAGUUACAAAGGCAGCGAUGGUCUGACUCACUAUGGAUUCGCUACUGCAAAAGGACUCUGGCCAUCUCCAAACUCCGACUCAGUCGACUUGUCGAAUUACAAGCUGCGUUUUGGUGACUUUGUUCAUGCUUUCUUUUCAUUGAACGUGUUUGUUGUUCUGGCUCUCCUGGAUUCCAACACUGUGAACUGCUUCUAUCCAUCUUUUGAGUCCACCAACAAGGCUCUGAUGAUGGCCUUGCCACCAGUUAUAGGUUCCAUUUCCGGCGUGGUGUUCUUGUUGUUCCCUAACAAUCGCCAUGGAAUCGGGUACCCUUCAAGUGAUGAUAGUUCAAAGAAGUCAUAAUGUGUGUUCUGAUGGCAUUUAUGUGCCUGUAUUUUGUUAUGUCUCUCGAGUGUUGUGAGGUUUCUUAGUUCUGUUUUUCUUUUUAAUUUGUUUUUUAAGAGACGAGGAAUCCUUUGUGGAGAAGGUUUUCCUUCUAGUUAGUUCGCUAUUUUUCAAGUUAUUAUGUCUCUUUAGGUCAAUCAGGUUUAAGAAUUCUAAAAUUUCUUAAAACUAAUUGUUGUAAAGACUUGCUUGCCUAGAGUAUUUAUGCAAAUAUGUGAUAUGAGAGAUUCCUUCAAUGUUGGGAGGGAUCGAUACAUGCUCGGUGAAAGGCUAA
Tripterygium wilfordii is the source of this 929-nucleotide messenger RNA. Its product is annotated as protein DMP2-like. Gene Ontology annotation, biological process: endomembrane system organization. NCBI's taxonomy places the organism in Eukaryota, Viridiplantae, Streptophyta, Magnoliopsida, Celastrales, Celastraceae. The transcript has a single exon. The record is from RefSeq and is a predicted model, not a curated record. The coding region runs from base 65 to 613 and encodes 182 amino acids.